Molecule: messenger RNA, 740 nt
Organism: Oryza sativa Japonica Group (Japanese rice)
Lineage: Eukaryota; Viridiplantae; Streptophyta; Magnoliopsida; Poales; Poaceae
Source: RefSeq, a predicted model, not a curated record
CGAGACGCUUCCUCCGCCAUCGGCGAGGCCCAAAUAGCACUAGAGAAGAUCACCGGCCACGAGACCACCACGAGUCCACGACUACUUGAGGAUGGCGAGCCCAACAACAAUGGUGGGAGUGGCAACCUCGGCGCAUCUCCACACCACCACCACCGGCCGCCUCAGCUGCGCCUGUGCACCACCGACGAGGGGAACAAGGCGGCGGCGGCUCGCGGUGGCGGUGCGGGUGCGGGUGCGGGUGCGGGCGUCGGCGUCGGAGGCGAUGGCGACGGAGAAGCUCGGCGUCCGUGUGGAGCGCAACCCGCCCGAGUCCCGCCUCUCCGAGCUCGGCGUCCGCGAGUGGCCCAAGUGGGGGUGCGAGAAGAGCAAGUUCCCGUGGACGUACUCGGCCAAGGAGACGUGCUACCUGCUGCAGGGGAAGGUGAAGGUGUUCCCGGACGGCGCCGGCGAGGAUUUCGUGGAGAUCGCGGCGGGGGACCUGGUGGUGUUCCCCAAGGGGAUGAGCUGCACCUGGGACGUCGCCGAGGCCGUCGACAAGCACUACAAGUUCGAGUAGAUUUGGGGAUUUGGCACGCCAAUCGAUUUCAGCCAUAUGACAUGGCGAUGGUUUGUGCUUCUGCUAUCUUCUACUAGUAACUUAGCUCGUGCUCUUAUGCGUUAUAUGCUCCAGUUGUUGUGGAUCAUCUCCUGCAAAUGAAAUAAAACUUGAUUAGUGGAUUAAAAUGAUGGGAUUAGUGGUA